Messenger RNA from Kogia breviceps (pygmy sperm whale), 3769 nucleotides. NCBI's taxonomy places the organism in Eukaryota, Metazoa, Chordata, Mammalia, Artiodactyla, Physeteridae. The record is from RefSeq and is a predicted model, not a curated record.
UUCCCUGGUGCUAGAUUAAAAAAAAAAGACGCUGAGGCUGUACACAGGUAGUGCUGGUAGAUGAUGCCAAGCAGAGCAGAGAAAAAAAUCUUGAACAGAAGUAUUCCCUGUGCAUCAGGUAGAAUAUUCUAUUUUAGUUAAAUGUAAAAUCUGGGACGAGUAAAUGCCUGCAUGAAAACCUUUAGCUUCUAUGUCUUCUCAUCUGAGGGCAGAUGGUCUAACUUUGAAGGAGCUUAGAAUCUGUCUCUGCAUUGCAAUAAUUCUUAUUUUGUGCAGGACUUGUGGGGUGGUGGUAGAGGCUUGGCAGCUGUGACAAGCUGAGGCCCUACAGCCAAACUGAGGGGUCCUGGCCCAACCAUUAGACAGGAAAUGCCUGACCCCAAGGACAUAUGUGCUAUUCUUGACCAUAAAGAUUGGAAAGAAUCUCAGACUAGCUCUGGCCAGUGGGGUUGUAAAUGGAUUUCUCUGUUGCCUUGGUUUUGAGCCUGUCUCUUUUUUCAAACUGGGUUUCCCUCUCCAGGUAAAAAAGCAGUAACCACAAGGAGGAAACCAUAUUAUUUUAGCUUCUCCUGUCUGGAGAGUGGUCAAUACUUAGCUGCAGUAAUCUUUUAGCUCUGUCUGAAAUUACCGUGCACCUCAUGCAGCAGUCUGCCACUUGGGAGGUUGGCAUUUGGGGUUGGACAGUCUGGGUGUGUGACUGGGAAGUCAGCUGGCCCUUGGGAUGCAGACACAUUCACCCCGUUCACUGGAGGCAUCCCCUGCCAGUAUGGUGAGGUGGAGUUCUUUGCCCUUUUCAUUCUUUCUGACCACAGGCUCACCCAUGAGGAGGCAGGACUCCGAUGGCUGUAUCCCCUGAGAGGCUGGUUGACUGUUUACCCAGUUGGUGCCUGAAGACUGACAAAUGAUUAACCCCCCGGAAUCCCCGGUUAGACCCCAGUUACGGUCAUGAGUUCAGCCUUUAGAGCCGCAGACUUAAAUUGUUUUUCCAGCAUUCUACGCAGCCGGGCGCCCCUGCCGGACUCUGCGAUGGAAACGCUCCCUGGGGAGAGUGGUGCGCAGGGGCCGUGGGAAGUGAAGGGAGGAAGCACUGAGGGCUUCGGGGGAGGCGGGGUCUGAGCCGCGCCGAGGUAGGGAAGGGACCGCCAGAGCAGAGGGGACCGGAAAGGAGCUGCAGCCUGGAGGAGGCCGAGUGGGAGCCGCUCCUGGCCGGCCGCCUGGCCGCUUCCUUCCCGUGACAUGACAGCCCCGCCGGCCUGGCUCCCGGCCACCUGGCAGUGGCUGGCUGUGGCACAUGACUACCUGUCCCGCCUGGAAGGGGGCGGGGAGAGGUCUGCUCUCAGGCGGUGGCUCCCCCAGCCUGGCCAUCCCGCCUGCCCAGGGGCCGCAGGUGGGCCCGCUCCUCUCCGGGGGGUACGCCCUGGCCAGCUGGCCCCUUCCCGGGGAGUGGGACUGCCAUGGCAAGGAGCCAAGAGACGCUGGGGAGAGACCUGACAAUACCUAGGAGCUGUGUCACCUGGGGCUCAACUGGCUGAGCCUCAGUUCUCUUCACGUGUAAAACAGGGUGGAUGACCCUCGGUGCUCACCCGACGGAACUACUGGAGUCAAAUGAGAGGGAUCCGCUCCAGUGCAGGGUCAGCUGCAUUGGGCAUCCCAACGGGAGACCACUGGCUGUGAGCGCCGCACUCCACCACUCCCAUUCCCGCCAGCAGGGGGCGUGACACGGAGGGUCCUGCGCACGAUGCCCCGGAGAAGGACGGCCGGUGGCUCAUCUUCCAGGAAGGUGGGGGAGAGGUGUGUGCUUGUGGGCAUCAACGUCUCGGCAGGAAGCGACGAUGAAUCCUUAAAGUGGUAGCGCUUUUGCUGUUGGAAAGGAAUGGGUUUUGCGUUUCUAUCGGUCCAGAGGGCGCUGUUGGGAGAAGGUGCCAAGAAGCUCAGGCAGUGUGCCAGCUGCUUUUACAUUAACCUUAUAUGAUAAGUGGCAGCAUGCUUAUUUUUAUGGAUGCAGAAUCUCAGGUUCAGCAAGGUUGAGUCACUUGCACAAGGUGAAGUAGCUGACAAAGAACAGGAUUUGAACCCAGGGAUCCCUGGUCACCUCCCUUGUCCUGUUCUUCCUGGAUGGAACGAGAAGAUAAACGGGGCGUGUGUGAAGCCCAGGACUCAGAAGACAAGGGGAUGGGCUCUGAUUUUGAGAACUCUGAAGACAGGGAAGAGGACCCAGAAGACAGAGGAAUGGGCUCUAACCCACAUGACGCAGACAAGAGAGAAUGCCACCUGGAGCAGGAGAUGGGCUCCAACCCACAGGAUGAAGCUCUAAGAGGGGACUCAGAGGAGAGGGUACUAGUGUCUAACAUCUGCACAGAGGGGCUGCUGAGCGAGGAAGAAGGGGUUGCUCUCCGUGAGGAAGAGGAUGACCAAGCUGGAGUAGCUGAGAUGGCGAUGUUCGCAGGGCUGUCUGAGUCCGUCGGCAUUUCCCGGAGCCCCCAGGAAGAGGAGGAAGAGGAGCAGCCGCCUCCUGCCGUGCUUCCCUGGAGGCGGCACCUCUCCCUGGGGAGUCGACACCGGGGUGACAAGCCCGCCCACCGCCGAUUCCGCCGGCUCCACCACCCCAUGGCCAUGGACCUCGGGGAGCUCGACAGCCUGAUGGCCAGCAUCAUGGACGCACCCACCAUCUGCCCCGACUGCGGGGAGAGCUUCAGUCCGGGCGCCGCCUUCCUGCAGCACCAGCGCAUUCACCGCCUGGCGGAGGCCGCCGCAGCCGCCAGCCUGGAGCCCUUCGGCUUCGCUGGCGAGUGCGGCGGGGUGGUGGGGAUGAUGGGCGUGGGCGUGGGCGUGGCGGGGGGCUUCGGGGCGGGGCCCGCGCUGGCCCGGCCCCCGCGCGAGAAGCCCUUCCGCUGCGGGGAGUGCGGCAAGGGCUUCAGCCGCAACACCUACCUGACCAACCACUUGCGGCUGCACACGGGCGAGCGGCCCAACUUGUGCGCCGACUGCGGCAAGAGCUUCAGCUGGCGCGCCGACCUGCUCAAGCACCGGCGCCUGCACACGGGCGAGAAGCCCUACCCGUGCCCCGAGUGCGGCGAGGCCUUCAGCCUCAGCUCGCACCUGCUGAGCCACCGGCGGGCGCACGCGGCGGCCAGCGGCGCGGGGCCGGCGGCGCUGCGGCCCUUCGCCUGCGGGGAGUGCGGCAAGGGCUUCGUGCGCCGUUCGCACCUGGCUAACCACCAGCGCAUCCACACGGGCGAGAAGCCGCACGGCUGCGGUGAGUGCGGCAAGCGUUUCAGCUGGCGCUCGGACCUGGUGAAGCACCAGCGCGUGCACACGGGCGAGAAGCCCUACAUGUGCUCCGAGUGCGGGGAAACCUUCAGCGUCAGCUCUCACCUCUUCACGCACAAGCGCACGCACUCGGGUGAGCGGCCGUACGUGUGCCGCGAAUGCGGCAAGGGCUUCGGGCGCAACUCGCACCUGGUGAACCACCUGCGCGUGCACACGGGCGAGAAGCCUUUCCGCUGCGGCCAGUGCGAGAAGCGUUUCAGCGACUUCUCCACGCUCACGCAGCACCAGCGCACGCACACGGGCGAGAAGCCCUACACGUGCAUCGAGUGCGGCAAAAGCUUCAUCCAGAGCUCGCACCUGAUCCGCCACCGCCGCAUCCACACGGGCAACAAGCCGCACAAGUGCGCCGGCUGUGGCAAGGGCUUCCGCUACAAGACGCACCUUGCGCAGCACCAGAAGCUGCACCUGUGCUAGGGCUGCGCCCGACGGAGGCUGCGCA